Molecule: messenger RNA, 6437 nt
Organism: Dicentrarchus labrax (European seabass)
Lineage: Eukaryota; Metazoa; Chordata; Actinopteri; Moronidae
Gene: nhsl3
Product: KIAA1522 ortholog
Exons: 10
Coding region: 640-5205 (1521 amino acids)
Biological process (GO): cell differentiation
Source: RefSeq, a predicted model, not a curated record
UGAUCUAUCUAUGGAUACACUGGUUCAAGGUGUGUAUUUUUCUUUCCUAGCUGCCAUGAUGCUUUGUGACCCAGGGGUCCCCCACCUGAGGGAGACUGGGAUGACUGCACCUGAUCCCCGGAAAGGAGGCUAGGGGAAAAGACAAAAGGAAAGCCAACAGCAGGACAAGAAACUACUAAUGACCCAUGCAGCUCAAGUGAAGGACUCAAUACUGAAGCCAAAAUGCUAAAUACCAGCUGUCUAGAACGUGAGGAGAAGCAACCAGCACUGGAAUGGUGUGGCUAACUCCUAACAACACUGUGAGAGGUGGGAGGAGAGGCUGGCUUUCAUACAGAGGGAGGGACUCAGAGAGCAUGGAGCUUCAUUCACUCUGCUAAACACACACACACACACACACACACACAUGCUCUGCAAAGCUGUUCUCAGGCUGAGAGAAAAGAGGGGAGCGGAGAAGACAGCACGCUCGCUGAGUGGUGACAGACAGGAAAAACAGACACUGAGUGAGGCCAAAGAGGAACAGAGGGGUUCAUCAAACCCUAGAGAGCAGGGAGAUUUCAGAUCCUGUGACUUAUUCACGACAGAAGACACACUGAUCCGGGUGGAGGUACGGGGCCUUAGCUCCCAGGACCAACCUCCAGGAUGUCCCGGAGGAGGUCUACAGGUGACCUUGUGCCCAGGGACAUCACUGAGGUCUUAGCCCGAGAGGCGAGGGUUCAGCGUGGGCAGAAGAAGCCAGGAAGCACCCUGGGACAGGCCUUCAGCUGGCUAAAGGGGAGCCGGAAGAAGAAGAACAUCGCCAAUGGGCUGAACCGAACUGGUAUUGGUGUGACGGAUGCCAAACUGGGACUUCAGAACCAUGAGCCUGCAAAAGCUGGCCCAAAGGGGAAUGAAGACCAGAAGAGAUUGACCGUCCACUACACGACCUCUCGGCACUACCAGGACAAUGUUUUCAUUGAGGGCAGUAGGCCGCAGUACCUGGAGGACCUGCACACUGAGGCCCAGGAAGGCCUCAAGAUACUACAGCAGGAAGAACACAAGAAUGGGGUGAACUUUCCUGACGAUGAGAGUAUUGCUUCCACAGACACUCUCCGUCCGGAGCAGGAUAUCAGCUCCAAGGACGGAGGUUGCUCUCCGGAGUUGAGAUCCACCACCGGGAGUACUGAUACCACAGUAACCUCUGCUGUGUCGACUCGGCCUGUGCUCACCCGCCAAGGUUCUACAUUCAAGCCUCUGAAUCCAGUUAAAAGAUUAGAUAAGAACAGGAAGAGGAGCAGGAGGACCACCAUCAUGGGAAUUCCCAACCAGGUCCAAAAAGAGCUUGCAUUGCACAGAAGCUCAACCUUUCAGCCGCUUGUUUCUACUCAGCCCAUUAAUCACGACGGAAACAGCCAGUCAGGUGUUGUUAUCAUUCCUACUGUUGAUGGAGGGACUCAAGUCGCGAAUAAGGAGGGAGCGAGGGUGCACCUUUCAGAGCUGGAGCAGGCAUCCAGAGAUGAACAGCUGCUAAGGAAGCACCUGGGGGCCAUGUUCGAAGAUAAGCAGCCCUUCAACAACGAAGGCUUUGGCUCCUCAACCCUGAGACCCAAGUCCCUUGCAGUACCUGGCAUGACCACUUCCUCCUCCUUCUGUCCUUCAACAUUAUUUAACUUCCUCCAGGAACCCCAGGGCCCAGUGAUGUCCAUAUCUCCUCAGGCCACCUACAUGUCUACAAUCAUCCCUAAUGCGGUCUUACCAGCCUCGAUUGAAGUCAUAGAGAUCGACCGUAGCAGCAGCCGAACACGUGGUGGUAGUGUAAACCAUGGCGGUAGUGUCCGCACUGUAAGCAAAAGCAGCCUGGCAUCUGGGGACUCGUCAGUGAGUCCUUUGUUGUCCAGAAGAUCAGAUGGUGAUGGUUCCCACAACGACAAUUCCCACAACGACUCCACACUAAUGCCCACAUCGGCUUCUGGGUCGAACUGGAGUGAGUCACGGUCUUCAAAGACCCUUAUUUCAAACUCCUCCCCUGUAUCCUCUAAGGGUAGCACACGAAGUGGUAACUCACAGCGAGUGCGUCUAAAUGGGCAAGAAACCCAGACAGAGCAGUCUAGUGCAGACCAAGACCAUGUCAGUCUCCGUAGCUCAGUUAGCAUGAUUAACAGCCCCAGCUGUAAAAGUGAAGUUGUUGUUACAGCUCAAGGAUCUGAGCCUGGUGUUUCAGGGUCAGUGGCUGCUGGGGAGGAUGCAAAAACCAAACAGAAUUUCAGUCGUAGUCUAUCAGUUAUGAAGACCAAGCAACCCCCUGCACCUCCAAGGAGAACAAAUUCUCUGCAUAGUAAUAAGAUCAGGAGCAACGGCAGAGUUUUGGUGGAAAGUAAAGAUCUCAAUGACUCUGUGUCUAGACUGGUGGCAAAUGUCACAGAAAAUACAGAUGAGAUAACAGUUGCUACAGAUACCAGUAAGAUUCACACCCCUGUACUGAUCUCCACUGGAUCCAGCUCUCAAGAUGCUUCCUCUAGUCCUUUGAGCCCCACACGGGUCUCUGCCAAUGAGGCAGGAGGAGCAACGGAGCCUCAGCCAGAGUCCAGUAGCUCCUCCCCACAGAAAACUCCCUCAGAAGGGGGUAAAUUUGAACGGACCAUGUCCCCUUCCAGUGGCUACUCCAGUCAGAGUGGCACUCCGACACUUUCCCCAAAAGGGAUCUCCCCAACCUCCCCUGACAAACAGAAGAAGAAACCGAUCAAACCAGAGAGAUCAGUGUCCCGGGUCUCUUCCUCAGCAGCGUCUCCUUCCUCCUCUCUUACUUCUCUGUCAUCCAGUACAUCUGAGCCUGUCAAUCCAGAUGUUUCCAGAUGUAGCCCCAGUCUGCCUCCACAGGGGUUUCCACCCAUUGUUGCUGCGAAAGAACUCAGUCAUAAUAACAAUUCUUCACCUUUGAGCGUUGAAGUCAGAGAACUGUUGAACAUCCCACCACCUCCCAAAGUCAAAGCCCCAUGUCCACCUCCACCAGAGACAUGGGUUCACAACAGACGCUCCUUUGAGCUCCUGUGUGGGCCUUGCCCUGAUGUCAGCAAAGUAACCCAGAAACCAGCACUGAUACGAGACAGCACAGUUAAACAAGCAGGAACUCAGACUGAAGCCAGCGAGGAGGUGCAACUUUUAGUUGAAAAACAAUCAACUAUAUGCGAGUCUGUCUUAGAAUUGUCAGAAAACAAAGCAAAGCCUGAGACAUUGUUAGCAGCAGGUACUGAAGGUGUUAACAAAGAGUUGGAGAAUAGGGAAUGUACGGAAAGUACAGAACAAGAGAGGAAGCAAGCAAGUGCAGACAUUCCGAAACAAGAGCAGAGUAGUAGCCCUGUAGUGAAGAACCCUGAGAGUCAAGAGACAUCUCCAAAGAAAGAUCCCCCUCCUGUCAAGAAGAAACCCAUGAUAGUACUGCACAGAGAGGAACCUGUGUCAACAGAGCACUCAGUGGAUGGACAACGAAAGAAAAUGAGCGGUGCCGUGACAGAAAUGAUUUUACCAGUUGAGAACCAUACAACCUCCUCACAGAACGGGGUUAUAGUUUUAGUUGAUAGAAGUGAGAAUGGGAUGGACAAAAGUGAGGUUACAUCCACGCAGACGCUUUCCACAGAGGUCCCCAAAAUUAACAAGGCCUCACCACCACCUACCCCUCCCCCAGCAUACCAGCCUACACCUCCUCUGUCAAGAAAGACACCUCCAUCAUCAGUAUCUAUGCCACCAGAUGAACUACAGCAGGUACAGGAGGAGAUUAAUGUUGUAGAGACUUGCUGGCCACCUCCUCCGCCCCCUAUGGAAGGGGACUCUGUCUUUGAUGGAGGAGAUGAGGUUGACUUUCCACCACCUCCUCCACCCUUUGAGGCAGACAGUGUGCCAAAUGUAAUGGACAGUUGUAUCACAGAGCAGCUGAAUGUCUCAAAAAGACCCACAGAGGAAGUUGGAGAGACAGUUGAGGAUUCAAGUGAAGCCCGGACUUCUGUACAUGGACAAAUUCUAGAUUUGCCCCCUGCUCUUCCACAAACGGUAACUGACACCAAGCCCGAGUUUGUUGUGCAUGUUUUAAAAGCUGAUACCUGUGAUGAGAUUUCCUGCAGACCAGUGGAGCUUGUCCUUCCUCCAACAGUGGAGGCGCCUCCUUUGCCACGUAUUACAACAGCAGAAAACCCAGUAUCAGUCUCUGCUUUAGUUCCUCCCAGCAGCUUCCUGAAGCGAGACUCUCUGAAAAUUGAAGAUCGUUCUCCCAACGAGCCUCUCGUCAGUGCCCAACCUCCCGUUACUGUCCCAGUUGCACCCCCUUUACCAGCAGACAAUUUAACCCAUGGGGUUAAUUUCAGAAGGCAGCCCAGUUUAGCAAAUCGAGAUGCCAGAAGCAAGGAGCUCCUUUCCCGCCACAAAAGUGCACCCAUUCCCAAAGAAGAUGCUAACAUACCUCUUGUCACCCCAUCACUGCUUCAGAUGGUUCGUCUUAGAUCAGUCAACAUGACUGAAGAUCAGGUGAAAGCUCCAUCGGAGGACAAGUCAACAAACCAGGGAACUCCAGUUCAGGAGAAUUACCCAGUCUCAAACCCGGGAUCUCAAAACACUCCACAGAAGCCCAUCCGCAAGUCUCUGUCACUAAAAUCUCCCCCUCAGACGGUAAAAACACCCUCUGUGACACUCAAUACCCCUUCUAUGCGCUUACAGGAAGCAAUACGUAUGAAAACUGCAGCCAUGUCUUCAAGAGAUGGUCUUCCAUCCCGACUGGGUGUGAGAUCCUCCCCUUACAGCUCUGUCAGUGAACAGGGGGCUCUGUCCCUGAAACCACCUGAAGGAUGUGACAUGCACAAGUCCCCAGCCUCUACCGCCAGCUUCAUCUUUUCCAGGAGCACAAAAAAGGUUGUCAUAGAUACUGCAGCCGCCUCCUCCCCUGAAGCUCAGGCUAGUCUGAAGCAAAGCUUGGCGGCCGAGCUCAUGCAGGUGUCUGACCAAUCAAAGGCCGCUGCUUUCUCCAAUGGUGGGGUGAAGUCUGACAAAGUUCCUCCACCAGUAGCUAAGAAACCAGCCCCCGGGAGCAUCAGUCCUUCACCGAUUCAUCCUGCUUGUUCAGCCAAGACGGACUGUAGUGCUGAAGGAAACGGAACAAUAGGAGGAGAACAUAUGAGUGGAAUAACACCUCCUGAGACAACAACCACAAGAGUGACAGCGGACACAAUUGAAACACUGUUUUGAGAGAGCGCUGUGGUGAUUGACUGAGGACCACGCCACAGGAACAAGCAAAGACUACAAGCAAGUAAAAGGACAACUCACAGCAAGGACUGAUAUUACCGAGAGACAUAUAACUCAACUAUCAGAGUGUUGUGUGUGUUAAAUCUUCUCCAAAAGCCUUAGCCUGUAAUGGCCUUCCUACAUAUUUAUGCAAAAAAAAAUGUGUCGCUCCCAAUUUCUUAUGAUAGCUUUAUUCCGGAGUAUUUUUCUAAGCUAUAGUUUAUCUCUUAUUAAGGCCCCUCAGGAUGAAAUGGUGUACAUUGACUGAAUUGUAAAUAUACGGCUUGUGUGAGAUCGCCUCCCAGAGGUAGAAUUAGGUAGAGGUCACUGCAGCUCAGAGGAAAGGAUUUAUCUUGACAAAGCAUUUCUGUACAGAGGUUUACUGUCUGUCUUUUUUCUCUGUUGUAAUAUAAUACACCAUUUUCAUGGGGAUUUAAGCAAUUGUCAUAAAAGGUCGACAAUGGCAUCCAUUACAAGACAAAUCAGCAUUUUAUUGCUUUCUUUGCUUCAAGAUCUGACUAAAAACUAAUUGUCACGCUUCGUUUCAGUCCUGCUUUUCACUGUGUGGAUGGAUAUAUCAGGAAUAGUGUUUGAGAAAAAGGGAAGCUGCAUACUCACAAGAAUAAGAGGAAGAUAUUUUGUCAUUUAGGACAGAGGCACUUUUGUAAAGCUACAGAUAAACAUUUACAUUAAAACACAGAAAAGCAUCUGAUUACAGCAACAGCUAAACUGUCAAUGCUUCUACACAAUGCUCUUGGGUUUAGUUAAGGUCAGCCCAACAGUAACAACACAGUAACACAAGUAUCCUAUUUAUUUAUGUGUGGUUGUUUCCACUAGUAGCACUGUCGGUCAUCUUUUCCUACCAAAUCUGAAAUAUUUAAGAAUCCGUUUCAUCUGAAAACCACUUUUAGGGCUAUGGAUGUGACGAUUGGCCCUGGAUGAUUGAUACACUGGAGUAGACUUAGUGUGAGGUCAGUGUUUUUAUUAAAUGUUCUGUGUCUAAAACUUUGGCCCAAGCCUUUUUUGGUGGAAAAUCCAGCGCAUCACUAUUUGCACAAAAUGCUUUCCCCCAGCAAAAUCAUUAGUGAGUGAAUUGUACUGACUCUUUGUAAUGGGUCAAAAAUCGACAUCUUGAUGACUAUAAGAAAUUAUGUACAGUUAUUACUUCUAUAAAUAAAAUUUAAGUGUAUUAAAAA